UAUUAGCCUGUUUUAUAGGUGGCACGGAGUAUAUCAUGGAUCUAUAUGAGAAUAAUUUUAACUUCAGUUACUCUCAUAAAUAUAAUUAUUUCUAAAAAUGAAUAUCAAAGUAAAAAUAUGUAUCGUUGUUCUGGCCAGCUUUGAUUUUAGAAUUAUAUCCGAUUCACUACCAACAUGGUCGACCAACUCAAACACCUACAAGUGUAACUGUGUCACUGGACAAUGUGGAGGUCACACACCAUGUCCAGAUGGUCAGUGUUCUACAUGGUGGUUUGGUCCUGCCUGUCAGUACCAAAAUCUUCUGAAUGAUAAUUACACAGUGAGUGUCGAUGUGGCAGACAGAUAUAAGUUGUAUGAUGGUAGAGACGACACUUGUGUCAAUGUGACAAACUCACUCUCAGUAGCAUUUGACAAGUCUUAUUUGUUUACAUGGUUGAGAUUUACAGUACAAGAUGGAGGCAGUAACAAAGACAGCUUUAGCCUAACGUUCAAGAACAACACACCCGACUGGACAAUCCCCUGCAACAAACUAAACACCAACGUAGUCAACAACAGGACAACGGACGUCUGGUGUGAUAUGAACCAAACAACAAAUGCUCUCAAGUUGACAUGGAACAAACCCAUCACAAUUUGUUCGCUCUAUGUUAGUGGAGGUCGCAAUCUAGCAUUUCGUCAGCCUACAUCCCAAUCAUCGACUUACAUGAACGAAUCUCUGUCUGGUGCACAGAACGCUGUAGACGGUAACAUCGAUGGUGUAUUGGAUCACUACUCUUGUUCUCAUACAUCAGAGGCUGAGAUGAAUGGGUCUCCGUAUUGGAGGGUUAUGUUUGCAUGGGAAAAUUUCGUGAAUAGAAUUGUAUUAUAUAACAGAUGGUCCGUGAAUGCAGGUCGAUUAAAUCAGUUUAGACUGGAAAUAUACAACCAAGGGGAAAGAACUCUCAACUAUCAGGAUACAUCAACAGGGAUGGAGUCAUUAUACACAGUUACUAUGACAACCGUGCUGGCUACGUCUGUACGAAUCACAGCUACUUAUAAUUACGGAGGGGGAAUAUUUGUUACACUCUGUGAAGUUGAAAUGUUUGGAGAUUCAAACUGUGAUUGGGGCAAGUUUGGCCUAGAAUGUGAGAAGACUUGUAACUGUGCUACAGACGAAGCUUGUUUUGUUGCUACUGGAGGAUGUCCUUCUGGCUGUAAGGCUGGGUACUAUGGGGAGGCUUGUCAAAAGGCCUGUGAGCCACACACCUGGGGCAUCAGCUGUAACCAAAGCUGUAAUGACCGUUGUAUAGACAACACCUGUAACAGGUUUAAUGGAGACUGUGAUAAAGGAUGUAAAGACGCUCAUCAGCCUCCGGCUUGCACACAGGAACUCCAUUGUUUUGACGGAAGAGCUGAUGGCAUAGGUAUUGGUAUUGGAGUUGGAGUUGUGUUUACAACUAUUGUAAUUGUGAUAAUUACAGCCAUCUUACAUCGUUUAAAGUUGUUGAUCAUAGGCAGAAAUUUGGGACCCUAUCAAAUAAGGGAGGAAACUGUUCCAACAGGCAAGCAACAAACAGAGCAGAACAGGAACUAUGAAGAAGUAGCAGAGACAAGAAACAUUGGGGGACCAGUACAAUUAAAUGUUGGUCAUAAUGAAAGUGCUAAUGUUUAUGACGCUGUUGAUUUUGAAGAUAUUGGAAAACAGCGAACACAGUAUCAGGAAAUCCUCACAAAAUAGCAGUUAAAUUGUCUAUAUGUUGAUAGUAGUAAAAAUAA
Physella acuta is the source of this 1752-nucleotide messenger RNA. RefSeq lists its product as uncharacterized. Lineage: Eukaryota; Metazoa; Mollusca; Gastropoda; Physidae. The record is from RefSeq and is a predicted model, not a curated record.